Molecule: messenger RNA, 1499 nt
Organism: Microdochium trichocladiopsis
Lineage: Eukaryota; Fungi; Ascomycota; Sordariomycetes; Xylariales; Microdochiaceae
Exons: 5
Coding region: 28-1464 (478 amino acids)
Source: RefSeq, a predicted model, not a curated record
CCUCUAUGCAGACCACGGCAAAGAAACAUGCGUGGGUUGAGCUUCGUUUACGCCAUUCUUCCGCUGGUGGGCCUGGCCGUGGCUCAGCUUCCGCCAGGUACUCCCAAAUGUGCAGUUCCAUGCUUUAUCCGUGGGGCUGCGGCGUCGCCAUGCCUGACCAACACGACCUGCCUCUGCACAGAUGAGCACUUUGUCACAUCCAUGGAGACUUGCGUGCGCUCCAGCUGCAUCAUCGAGGACGCUCUUUUGGUUAAGAACGCCUCAAACACAAUCUGUGGCAUUGAGCCACACAAUGCCGGCACCAUGUACACCGAGAUCUCCUCGGUCAUGACGGGGUUUGCUCUGUUCCUGGUCAUCCUGCGGGUCGUGUACAGAAGGGGCAUCACCUCGCUAGGCCUCGGCCCUGACGACUGGACAAUCAUGUUCGUCGCGGCCAGCUGCAUCCCCUGCACGAUACUCAACUCGCGACUGUCCACGUUCGGCAUCGGCAGGGACAUCUGGACCCUCACGCCCUAUCAGAUCACGCAGUUCGGCCUGACCUUCUGGAUCUUGACGCUGCUCUACUUUGCCGACAUGGCGCUGUUGAAGCUGUCGAUCCUGCUGUUCUUCCUCCGCAUCUUUCCAGACCACAAGUUCCGGCGCGUGAUAUGGUUCACGAUAGUCGGCGUCGGACUAUUCGGCCUCUCUUUCGUCCUCGCAGCGCUCUUCCAGUGCUGGCCCUUUAGCUACAACUGGACCCGCUGGAACGACCGAGAUAAUCAGGGGCACUGCGUCAACUACUCCGCGAUCGCCUGGGCCAAUGCCGCCGUCAGCAUCGCGUUGGAUUUCUGGAUGCUGUACCUGCCCAUGUCGCAGGUCAGGUCACUCAACCUGGAUCUCAAGAGAAAGAUUGCCAUCGGUGCUAUGUUCGUUGUCGGCACUUUCGUUACCGUCGUGUCGAUUAUCCGCCUCGCGUCGCUGCUCCAAUUCUCGAGCAGCGAAAAUGUCACCUACGACUACACCGGCAUCUCCACGUGGUCGACGGUCGAGAUCUCCACUGGUGUCAUAUGCGCCUGCAUGCCGUCCAUGCGUCUAAUACUCGCCAGGUUCUGGCCAAACCUCUUCGCCUCCAAGGCAGUAGCCAGCUCUGGAGCACCGUACUACAACAGGGGCGGUUACGACAAGAGGUCUGGGCCCAACAGCACGCAGAAGAGCUACCUGUCCGGCAAAAGCAACAGGGUGUCUGGGGGCAGCCUGAAAUUGUUCAGCGGGCGUGCUGGUGCGGGCGGGUUCAUGGACACGGUCUCGACGUACCCGGGCCGGCUCGAGAGGAUCAAUUCAGAGGAAGAUGAGCUCCAGCUGAGGCCGAUGCCACCGGUGCAUGUAGCCGGCGCAUCUUCGGCGUCCGAGCUGGAUCCGGAGAGGUACCAUGAGGAGGACUCGAAGGUGAUUACCGUCACGACGAGCGUUAAUGUGAAGUUUUAAAAACAGGUUUAGCACAUGUCGAAUAGAAAUUAAUA